AUGUCCGUGUUGGGUGUUCCUCCUGGAGUAUCUUCAGCGUCGGAUGUACCCGCUGGUGUGGCCUCUACAGACUUUAGUAGGGGAGGGAUUGUUCAUCAGUGUCCAUUUUGCUUCAAGAGGUUUGGCUUGAAAUCAGACUUAAGACGUCACCUCCGUACACACACUGGGGAGAAGCCGUUUGCCUGUAAUAUAUGCAAUUUCCGCACAGCCCUGAAAGGCAACCUCAAACGGCACUUGAUUCGCUUCCAUGGGAUUGAAGUAGGAGUUGAGAAUUGUGGGAAUAAUAUCUGA
Molecule: messenger RNA, 291 nt
Organism: Homarus americanus (American lobster)
Lineage: Eukaryota; Metazoa; Arthropoda; Malacostraca; Decapoda; Nephropidae
Product: zinc finger protein 771-like
Exons: 1
Coding region: 1-291 (96 amino acids)
Biological process (GO): regulation of transcription by RNA polymerase II
Molecular function (GO): RNA polymerase II cis-regulatory region sequence-specific DNA binding; DNA-binding transcription factor activity
Source: RefSeq, a predicted model, not a curated record